Molecule: messenger RNA, 1486 nt
Organism: Puntigrus tetrazona (Sumatra barb)
Lineage: Eukaryota; Metazoa; Chordata; Actinopteri; Cypriniformes; Cyprinidae
Product: nuclear receptor ROR-alpha A-like
Exons: 3
Coding region: 70-381 (103 amino acids)
Biological process (GO): regulation of transcription by RNA polymerase II
Cellular component (GO): nucleus
Molecular function (GO): RNA polymerase II cis-regulatory region sequence-specific DNA binding; nuclear receptor activity
Source: RefSeq, a predicted model, not a curated record
GGCGAUCUAAUAGCUGCUGUGUUUGACUUCGCUCACAACCUGUGUGCGCUGAGACUGACUGAACAGCAGAUGGCAGUUUUCACUGCGCUCGUCCUCCUCAAUGCAGAUCGACCGUGUCUGGAGGACAGAGAACGAGUGCAGAGAGUCCGGAGAGAUGUGGAGCUUGCCCUUAGUCACAUUCUGCACAGAGACAAUCAAGAGAGUCUACUGCUUAAGCUGUAUCAAAGAGUCCCAGUGCUGAAGUCUCUGUGCGCGCUGCAUAUUGAGAAACUGCAAUGGUUCCGGCAGCUUUACCCUCUCACGGUGCAUUCCCUCUUCCCUCCUCUAUACAAAGAGCUGUUCGGCUCUGACACAGAUAUACAGACGCUGACCACUCAUUAAACACACAGGCGCAUUUCAUUUGCAGACGAAGACACCACACACACAACACACACACACUCGCAGUUACAUAUAAUGUAUGCAAUCUAGAUCUAAAUAUAUUAUUUACCUGCUGAAGAAAUGAAAUAUAUUUUUGUAACUCUCAGAAGAACAGAAAAUAAUAUUAAAAGAGGCAUGCGGUAUUUUGUGCAAAUUCUAUUGUAUAGGCCAAAAGCUAAAUAUUACUACAAAUGCUAUUCAGUUUGUGUACUUGGAUGUGUUUUAAUGUUUUUGAAGAUGUUGAUGAUCCUAGCUGGCGUAAAGGAGCUUUAGCUGUGAUUUCAUAGAGCUGAUCGGUUUUGAGACCGGCAAAAAGUAGAUUAUAAAUGAUAUUUGCAGAUCUUAAAGCGUCGUGGAAGAAGGAACUGGUACUGCGGAUGAUUUUGAGUCCCUCUUCUGUCCUCUUUCUUGAUUUCUCAGGCAGUACAGACAGAGACAUGAAUGCUUAGUGACUUCUGUUACUCAUAGCCUGUUACAUUAGUGCAUUAAUUUAAAUAUGUUCUAUUUUGACACCUCGCGUAUCAGCUUUUUUUUUGUACUCCCCUGCUGUUAAAGCUCGUCUUGGCACUUAUAAUGCUUAUCUUUCAUCGUGUCCUUGAAUUCAGCAUUCCCUUCAAACAGACCAUCUUAAGAUGGAUUUUCUCUGUGCAGAAGAAUUAUCACACAGAUUCGACAAUAUUUAUGCAUAAAGGUCUAAAAAUGUAUAGAAUACUUCUGUGGAAUACAAUAUUAUUCAAUAUGCUUGCGUAGACACUUAGAUCGACAACAGUUUUAUUUUGUCUUAAUUUGUGGAAAUCUAUAAACAAAUGUUCAAAUGUUUAUUUGCAGGAGUACGUGUGCUUUAUAAAUCAAAAGCCUCUGUGCAUUUUCCCUACCUGUUCUAGUUUUUGGUUUUUUAUUUUUGACGCAGUUCCAUGUUGUAUUUUGCGUCGACUUUAACUUAUCGCUAAGACCGAGGACGAAACCCUGUUAUUCUUUUGGUUUUGUUCCGUUUUGGAGCAUAAAUACCUGUUACCUAUCUGUUGUUGUUGCUUUGCAGAAAAGGCCUCAAAUAAACAUCUGAAAAGUA